Molecule: messenger RNA, 3457 nt
Organism: Pocillopora meandrina
Lineage: Eukaryota; Metazoa; Cnidaria; Anthozoa; Scleractinia; Pocilloporidae
Source: the annotation of a GenBank genome assembly
AUGCAUUUUUCUAGUUUAUCGAAUGCUUUGAAUGAAGACAUCAGUUACAAAAUGAACAAAAACAACUCAGGUGACAAAGAGUCUGUGAGGAAAUCCUGUUCUGCGAGAAUAUUUGAUGAAGAAGUCAAUGUCACAAAUCGUUCUGCUGAAAAUUAUCAUGAGCCUUUACAGGCCUCACACGGGGCACGGAUCAUGGCUAAUGAGGUGGGCGUUUCUCAUCAUUACACUUCUUUUUUCUUUCGUUAAAAAAGUAAGUUUAGUUAUUGUAAAAGUUACAAUUUGUUAUCCGAAGGGGCAAGAAAAAAGGAAGUUUAUGUGAUUUUAAAGGCAAACGCGCAAGACUACCUGAUUCAAUAUAUAAGCUUUGAAAAUAGGUCGUAAUUAGUUCCGAUUUGACUUGUAAAACGGUUCCUCCAAAAUUAGCUCAAUUUUAAGUCCGUCCAACAUUAGAGAAACAUUCAAUGCAACUAGAACUUUUCUGCAUUUAAGGCGUUCAGGUAAAUGAGUUUGAAAUUUUUUUUCUUCGUGGAGAGAUGAAAAAGCGCGCGCAAAUGAAAUGUUUAGAUUAUGACGCCACUCUUCGACAUUCCACCAUCUUCAAGCUGGAUAAAAAAGUUGAUAGUGCUUUGUAUCCCAGCUUUUUUGCUCUCUUCUAAUUUCGUUAAUUAAGAAAUCAAUAUGUUGGCAAAUUUUUUUCAGUCUGCGAGAGAAAAGGAACAACUAACACAGAAGAUCAUCUACCUUGAAACAGAGAUUAACGGUUAGUUUUAUGUGGUCACGCAUGCAUGAAAAGAAAAGUGCGCGCGGAUUACAAGGAGUUACCGAUGCUCCACUGAUAAUAAGUCGUUUACCCCCUACCCCCUCCCUACUGCUUCUCGUUCCGUCAUAAAUAGUUCCGUUUUUUGUGUUUUCCCAGUUUACCUUAUCACUCAAACCUAAAAUUUGUUCAAUCUAUUUUUCUAAGUACUUAAAAUAUUCAUUUGUUUUUUAACAGCUAAAGAGAAGGAGAUCGCCUUUCUUAAACAAACUCUCUUUGGGAGAAACAAAGACAUUGCUGAUCUCAAAGGAAAACUGUCCCAGCUAAAACAAACUGUGCAAAGAACUCAAUCUUAUUUUGUUAAGCAAAUGGCAUCAAUAGACAAAAAGCUACAGGAUGUAAGGAAGAACAUUGCCGAGCUCGAGGGGGGCUUUAAUUUUACUAUCCAGAAGAAUAAAACGGAAGUAGAAGAGUCCCGGAGCAAACCACAAAUAUUUAAUGGUGAGUAUGUAAAUUGGGAUGGCGUCGUAUCAACUGAGUGGUGACAACGCGGUUGAUACGACUGCCUUGUUUUUUAUGAACUCAUUUUGUGUUCCAGGGAAGUGUUAUGGGACGUAGUUGGAGAGGAAAGAGCGGUCUGCAUCAUCUUUCACUAAACAUAAAUAUGUCUAUUUCAUUAGCUGUUCUUCCAUGCACUUUUAUUUUUAUUUCUGCUUCUUUUUUUUUUUUCUUCUAAACUAGGCAAAGCUUACUUUGACCUUCAACAAGCAUGGUUUGACACUGCAUCCAACAACGGUGGAUGUUUCAAAGUUGAAAACUUUCCAGUUAGAGUAAAAGAUCUUGAAACCAUAAGGAAUGUCAAAUCCGCUUCAAGGGCCUUCACUGAGCAAGCUAAAGGUAUGAAGAAGGAAACUUGUAAAUUACCAUUCCUCUACAGUCCACACCUGCGCGAAAGCAGUGCGGUCUUAAGAGUCAGAAAACAGUUAGAUACUCAGAAUUGUUCUUCCAUCUAUCGGCUUUGAUUUUUUAAUCAUCUUUCAUUUAGGCAAAGGUUAUUUGGACCUUCAACCAUCAUGGUUUGACACUUUAUCAAAAAACGUUGGAUGUCUUCUGGUUGAAAACGUUCCACUUAAAGCAAAAGAUCUUGAAGCCAUGAAGAAAGGUAUGUAGAAGGAAACUUUAAAAUACGAUUCCACAUAGGUGAUAGUCCACAUCUGUGCGAAGUACUGUCUUCUGAGCGUGAAGAACCUAUUAAGCCAAUUAGAAUUGUCAAUGUACCCUUCAGCUUUAGUACUUUUGCAAUGCACUCGCCUGACUCUAAUUCAGUGAGCAACUUCAUGAGGUGUUACAUCAUACAAAAAUAACACAGAUUCCUCUGGUAUUAUGCUGAACUUAUUUUCCAAGAAAGCUUAAGGCGUAAAAACGAACGCAUAUCCAUGCUUCCAACUUUGUUCAAGCUCAAACUGUGAUGAUUUCUGCUACAUUCAAGACUCGUGACUUACCCACUCAGAUCAAUCAUUUUUCAGAGGAGGUAGCUUUAAUUAAAAGACUUAGCUUGUUCUUUUAUCGAGUGCUCAAGGUCACGGUUUUUGCGGCGGUUCAGAAAAAGGGUUUCGCUGAAAUUAAUUCACUUUUGGUUCGGUAAGCUAAAAUCUUAGGUAUCUUUAUGUGGAAACGAAAUUCUUUACAUUGCAAUCAUAAAACAAAACUUAAUUUAUCUUUUAUCUAGGCAAAGAUUAUUUUGACCUUCAACCGUCAUGGUUUGACACUCUAUCCCAAAACGCUGGAUGUCUUCAAGUUGAAAACGUUCCAGUUAAAGGAAAAGAUCUUGAAGCCAUGAAGAAUGCUAAAUCAAAUUCAAAGGCCUCCAUAGCUGAGCCAGCUAAAGGUAUGAAGAUGAAAAAUUGUAAAAUACCAUUCUAUAUAAGUGAUAGUCCACAUCUAUACGAAGUAGUGUAUUCUGAAAGUGACAAACCCGUCUGGUAUUAAGGUGAACUUCUUUUCCAAGAUAGCUAGAGGCGUUACAAAACGAACACACAUCCCUGCUUUCAACUUUGUUUAAGCUCAAACUGUGACGAUUUCUUCUGCAUUAAAGACUUGUGACUUAUCCAGUCAGAUCAACCCUUUUUCGGAGGAGGUAACUUAAUUAAAAAGAGUCAGCUUGCUUCCUUGCUCAAGAUCACGGUUUAUGCGGCGGUUUAGAAAAGUGUCUCGCUCCAUUUAACUCACUAUGGUUUGGUAAGUUUAAAAUCCCAGGUAUCUUUAUGCUUAAACGAAAUUCUCAGCACUGCCAUCAUAACUAAAACAAAAAUUGAUUUAUCUUUUAUCUAGGCAAAGAUUAUUUUGACCUUCAACCAUCAUGGUUUGACACUCUAGUAGAAAACGCUGGAUGUCUUGAAGUUAUAAACGUUCCAGUCAAAGCAAAUGAUCUUGAAGCCAUGAAGAAUGUCAGAUCGAAUUUAAAGGCCUGCACCGAGCUAGCUAAAGGUAUGACUAAGAAAACUUGUAAAAUACGAUUGCACAUAUUUAGUUUUAGUGACAAACCAGUUCGACAACUAGAACUGUCAAUGUACCCCUCAGCUUUGGUACUUUCGCAAAGUCCUCGCCCAAUCUUUUUUUAACUGUCUGGGGAGUCCAUAUUCUUACCAUCACCCAUUAGAUCCUGUUCUGUCAAGCACUGUUUCCAGUGGGAAAAAAAUA